This is a messenger RNA of Aureobasidium namibiae CBS 147.97, 3657 nucleotides long. RefSeq lists its product as uncharacterized. Gene Ontology annotation, cellular component: intracellular membrane-bounded organelle. The record is from RefSeq and is a predicted model, not a curated record. NCBI's taxonomy places the organism in Eukaryota, Fungi, Ascomycota, Dothideomycetes, Dothideales, Saccotheciaceae. Gene Ontology annotation, molecular function: phosphatidylinositol binding. The transcript has 4 exons. Bases 1 to 3657 code for a protein of 1218 amino acids.
AUGGGGCUGGAGAAGAAGGACGUGAUCACGGCUGGACUCGGGGCUCUUGUCUCGUGGUUGCUGCUCACGCACUGGGUGCCGUCGUUCCGCUGGAUCCCCUACGCCUUUGUCACGGGCUGUCUCACAACCCUCGUUGCACUCGCAUUGCUGCUCUUGACAUCUUCCAAAGGUCCCAACCAUCGCUAUAACCAUGCCACUACUAUCAAGCCUCCGGCCUUUGUCACCCCUGCGCUUUGGAAGCAGGAGAAGGCUGCAUUGAAGUCCCGCUCGCGAUACGACAAGACGCCCAUCUACCCUUCCUCGGCAAACGUUUCGCUCAACAUCGACGGCCUUUUGGACCUUGUCCUCCGCGACUUCAUCGCCGUAUGGUACAAGAAUAUCAGCCUUCGCCCGCUGUUCCAGAACGAGGUGGAUCGCGUCAUCAGACAAGCCUUGGACAAUGUGCGAAAGAGAACACAACAACUCGACAUGGUCGAACUCGGCGUUGCCAGGAUCGUUCCAAUCUUGACCAACCACAUGCGCGACUUUUACAAUGCUGAGCGCAUCGUAAGAGGCAAGAAUCUGUCUCGCGACAUGACCGAGUCUGAAGAGCUGGAUCUUGCAAUUGCCGCAAAGUUCAGAGAUGGAAAGCUUCACCCAGCCGCCGCCCUGGCCUUCUCUGAUACAAAACUGCUACAGCAAACCCAUCUGCGUCGUCUGAUCGCCAAGAUACUGCCUCUCGUCAUGCCCGAGUACAUGAAAACUAGUGCAGCAGUAACCACCCUGGUCAAGGAGAUUGUCGCAUGUGCUGUCCUCACACCUGUUGUCUUGAUGCUCUCCGACCCCGAUUUCUUCAACCAGCUCAUUGAAAACUCCGGACGUACCAUGCUCCAAGACCGCAAAUCUGUUCGUAAACUACGCGCUGCAUUGGAUGAGCAUGCUGUGCCUGCCCCUCAACACCCUAAAGCCGGUCAAUUUCCACGCCUGAGACCAAACGACAACGAGAGACAAUUUGAAAGAUUCAUCCGUGCAACUCGAAAUUGUGCCACUCUCUCCGAUGCUAGGCGCUUUCGAAGUGAGAUCUCCAGUCAGGUUCGAAAGGCCAGUUCUGGCCCGGAGCAGGAUCCUGUUUAUCUCCGCCGCCUGGAGUCUGGACGACGCAUCUUGGAUCAGAAGAUUGCCCACUUCACAGCUGGUGGUACUUCUAGACCCAAAUUGACUGUAAAGGCCUCGACAUCUAGUGUCGAGCAAAGGUCGAAACUAAGUCAGGCCUCUCUAGACGAGGUACUGCACAAUGCAUCCGGACUUUCAUACUUCAUGGAAUUUAUGGACCGCAAAGGUCGUAUGCGCCUGGUGCAGUUUUGGAUCGUGGUGGAUGGUUUCCGCAACCCUCUCGAGGCGGUCAACGACGAGCCAGAGCAGGAACUCCAAGAUGCUUCUUGGACGCCCUCAGAUAGAAUGGAUCUGGAACAAAUGUAUGAAGCCUAUCUCACCAAGCCCGAGCUUAGUGUACCAGACCAUGACAGGCAAACGGUAAGAGACUUCUUGAGGGCUGGUAGAUCAGCACAUGUUCGACUCUACGUUUCCGCACGUCGUGCUGUGCUUCGAGCCCAAACUUCGGUUUUCGAGGAGAUGAAGGAACAAUAUUUCGACAGCUUUAGGAAGUCAGACUUGUUCUACAAGUGGCUUGCCACCGAGGAGAGUUCAAUCAUGUCAGCUACUUCAGAAGGCCACCCCGAGCUGACGAGGUCCUUGUCCGUCGGUGGUGAAAGAGACAGACCGCUGCAUCGAGAAGCUAGACCGGCGGCAGUGUUAUCUCCCAAAUCGCCUCGAGCGCCUGAGCUACGGAGACCAGCCAUGUCAUCAAGCGAUCUGAAAAGCUUCAUCAAGCCUAGCGUUGUUGCCAGCCCAGUGCGGCAAUCAAUGGAUGAUGGAAGACCCCGGCCUUUGUUCGACGACGAUGUCGAAGAUGAACGCAUGACUCGAUCUGUGUCUGCGCUUAGUAGCAUGGACUUGGACAUCGAGGCCGAUCCACCACAGGAUGACUCUGCUCAGGUCGUUGAUGCUAUGCAAGCUGCAUUGAAUGAGAUCAUGGAUGAACCAGAGAGCGGCUCGAUACUUUCUUCUGAGAAUCUAAUUAUGACUAACGACUCGCCAAGGGAUUCAUUAGACGGUGCAAGACCUACUCUGGCCCAGACGAGAUUAAAACCUAGCAUUGCUUCUCUUGGUUUGGUGGGAGCCGUGUCGAGCAAAGGAGUCUUUGAAGAUGAUCUGUUUGGGGAAGAGGAAAAGUUCGCCGAAGACGAGAAAGAAGAUUCAGAUCUAGCAGACAAGUCAAUCGAUGACGAUAUCCACGAAGCUGCGCCUGGUGAUCUGGGACUCACGGAAGCCAUUAGUACCCUCAAUGCAGACAUCGAUCGAUUGACGGCUCAAGAUGCCAUCCUGGAUUCAUUAACGAAGAAGGCUGAAUUGACGAACAAUGCAGCUGAGCUACGCAUUCUACGCAAGUCGAAGCAGAGCCUGGCAAGAGAAAUACAUCGCAAGGAAAUGCAGAAACAACAGUAUACCAUCCAAGAGAGCGACAACAGCUUGUACGGGAGAGCAGCGAUCAACAUCAAGUCGAUCAUGGUCGGGAGAGAAGAGGAUGGUCACGAGUUCGCACUCUAUGUCAUCGAAGUCAGACGCCAGGCAGGCGACCAGAUGCCCGCUGCAGUCUGGAUGGUGACUAGACGGUAUAGCGAAUUUCAUGAGCUGAACAAACGUCUUCGAGCGAGAUUUCCUGCCGUCAGAAACCUUGAGUUCCCUCGUCGCCAAACGCUGUUCACGUUGCAGAAAGACUUUUUGCAAAAGAGGAGGGUAAUUCUCGAGAAGUACCUCAAGGCACUGCUUUUGUUACCGGCUAUCUGCCGCAGUCGAGAGCUUCGCGCUUUCUUAUCCCAAUCUCGAAUUACAACAGGUGCCAAUGGCAGUCAAAUCGAUGAAAAAGACUUUGUGACAAGAAUUUACAACUCGGUCACAGACGGCAUGGAGGAAUUUUUGGGCAAUAUACCAGUCCUCGACCAGCUCUCUGUUGCUGGUCAGAACCUGAUAUCUGCAGCCACUGCCCAGAUGAGCGGACUACCGCUGAACCCCAACGCUCCUGAAUUCUCCUCAGACCCAGCCUCCGCUGCCGAAGCUGAAGCGGAGAUCAAUGCUUUUGAAGACCGAGAGGCAGAACCCUUCGUCAAGCCAAUCUGCGAUAUCUUCCUGGAAAUCUUCGAACUACAAAAAGGCACUAGUUGGCUGCGAGGGCGUGCCGUGGUCGUAGUGUUGCACCAGCUUCUCGGUGGCACCAUCGAGCGCAAGGUCCGCGAUGCAGCCAAAGGCUUUGGGCAAGAAGACUCGAUCAUACGUUAUCUUGAUCUUGUCAAGGGCAUCAUGUGGCCAGAUGGUCAAAUGAAACAAGGCGGUGUCCCGCGAACGGCGGCGCAAAAGGCAGCAAGUCAGAAGGAAGCAGGGCUUCUACUUGCGACAUUGGUCCCUGACCUGGCUGGGAGUGUGGUUGGGAGGCAUAACGCACAGGCAGCGAGUAGGAAGGUGUUUGCUAUGCUGAACAAUCAGCGUUUGAAUACGCAUUUGGUGUUCACGCUGUUGGACGAGUUGAUAGGAACUGUUUUUCCGGAAGCAGUAACACGAUGA